Molecule: messenger RNA, 1269 nt
Organism: Psilocybe cubensis
Lineage: Eukaryota; Fungi; Basidiomycota; Agaricomycetes; Agaricales; Agrocybaceae
Exons: 1
Coding region: 1-1269 (422 amino acids)
Source: RefSeq, a predicted model, not a curated record
AUGGGUUUCCCUUCCACAAUUUGUCGACUGCUCGUAGCACGCGCAGAGGGUAGCAGCCACGAUCAAAAGACCACCGAGUCAUACCAAAAAUACCUCCAAUCACUAGCGCAGCCUGAUAUCAACGAUUUCGACGCGGUCAUCGCACAUUAUCAUGACGCAUGCGAUUUUCGCUACGAAACCGAUCCUCUAUAUCUCACUACGACUCUGGGCCUCGUCAUUGAUGUGUGGAGAUCUUUCGAAAAGGCAGAACAAACUGCAGCCGCGUUGCAGGAAGUCAUUCGGGCACAGGAGGAGACGCUCAAGCACUGCGAGGCCGAAGAGAACAAGCCAGAGGGUUACACUCGGCUCCUCAUUAACCUCGGAAAAGUUUAUAUCAUACUCUCUGACACGAACGAAAAAGAACGUACGUUCUCACUGGUGAAGUCCUCCGAGUAUCUCGAGCGGGCGCUAGCCUUUACCGCAGAGCACCCAGAAUGUCGCGCGAGCGACGAGACUGAAGCCAGCCUUACGCUGGGCAUCGCCUCCUGGAAACUGUGCGAUAUCGAAAGGCGUGAUAUCGCGCUGAAUGCAGCCAUCGCCAGGCUCUCCGGGGCGUAUCAAUGCCAGAACGAGUUUUUCAGCGAUCCUCUCCCUGCCCCGCAGGAUUUGGCAACUGCGGUACAAUAUCUCCACGAAGCCAUCGAUCGCAGUCCUCCCUCGGCGCAAAUCCGCGAUACAUCUCUGCUCCACCUCUGCCAGGCACUUCUCUUGCGGUAUGAGCUCAGCGAGGAUCAAGAGAGCAAGUGCCAUGAUCUCAUACGCGCCGAAGCGGUAGCGCGCACCGCGAUGCCUAUUGUAUCUCAGGACGUGCACGGAAAGUUCAAGGAUACGUUGAUUGUGAUCUCGGACUGGAAGGACCAGGCGGCGCAGGUUGACUCGAUGCAUGUCAAGCCGUCGCCCGUGGCGCCUGGUAGCUCCAUGUUGGACGCUGGUCGUACCUUUUGCGGGUCCCGCGCAUCGCGCGCUUUCCCGUGCCCGACGAGUCAAGUGAUCUUCACAACCUGGGCCUUGUCGACUCACCCGAGUACUUGUGUCCAGAGGCCUACGAAAACUAUUGCUUUUACACAAUCUAUUGGGCAUCGAGUAACUCCUCCCAACCGGAAACCCAGGGGACCCCGUAAAUGGUCGGUGUCCGGUAGGAAUUUAAUAUCCGUCAGCCCGCAAAAUCAGCUCUCUUUCGGUUCGAGCUACCACGCUAUCACCACACACUCAAGGUCAAGAAGGAUAUAA